UUCUCACAUUUAUUCUUCCUCUUCCCAAGUUAGAGGUAACUUACAAUUGCCGGAAAAUGGCACCUUACCGGGCUCCAAUUAGUAAAAUUUUGAUAUGUGCUUUCAUGAUCAUUGGGGUCUCCGGCCACCACGACUACCGGGAAGCACUCUCCAAAUCUAUUGUCUUCUUUGAAGGCCAAAGGUCAGGCAAACUCCCAGCCAACCAACGGAUAACUUGGCGGUCCGACACCGGUCUUUCUGAUGGUUCGCCAGAAAACGUCGAUUUGAGUGGUGGGUACUAUGAUGCAGGGGACAACGUGAAAUUUGGUUUGCCGAUGGCCUUCACAACUACAAUGCUAUCUUGGAGUGUGAUUGAAUUCGGGAAGCGUAUGCCUAAUGGGCUUCAUAAAGCCCGGGAAGCUAUUCGUUGGGCUACUGACUAUCUCCUCAAGGCCUCUAGUAGCCUUCCAGAUGCUCUCUAUGUUCAGGUUGGUAACCCAACAGAAGACCAUGACUGCUGGGUACGCCCGGAGGAUAUUGAAACUCCUCAAAAGGUUUAUAAGGUGACUCCUACAAAUCCUGGUUCUGAUGUCGCCGGAGAGACCGCCGCCGCCCUUGCGGCCGCCUCCCUUGUGUUCAAACAUGUGGAUCAUCAAUACUCGAAGACACUACUAGAAACUGCAAAAAAGACAUUCGCAUUCGCCGACAAAUAUAAAGGAAACUAUAGCCAACACCUCUCCUCUGUUGUUUGCCCAUAUUAUUGCUCAUAUUCAGGCUACCUUGAUGAAUUACAAUGGGGAGCUGCAUGGCUUUACAAGGCAACAAAAAAUUCUAUAUACCUCGAUUAUGUGAAAAGAAUGGGAGUUGGAAGCGAUUGUGAUACUUUCAGUUGGGAUAACAAAUUGAUGGGAACCAGAGUCCUACUCUCAAGGAACUCACUUGUUGAAGAAGAUGAAGAUGUCUCUGGAUUCCGUGAAGCAGCAGAGAGGUUUAUAUGCAAUCUACUACCAGAAUCACCAUCCCUUGCAACAACAUACACACCAGGUGGGCUAAUGUACAAGAUGAAAGAUAGCAACUUGCAAUAUGUGACUUCCACAACUUUUCUCUUGACCUCCUACGCUAAGUACUUGAAGAAUUCUACAAAGACUUUUACUUGUGGUAAUUUGGUGGUCACUCCAACCCUUAUAAGAGAACUUACAAAGAAACAGGUAGAUUACAUUCUUGGAGAUAACCCACAUGGGAUGUCAUACAUGGUAGGGUUUGGAGAGAAAUUCCCUCAACGUAUCCACCACAGAGGCUCUUCCUUGUCAAGUAUCAAUGAGAAGCCCCAACCCUUUGGUUGCAAGGAAGGUUUCAGUUCUUACUUCGGUAUAGAACCAAACCCUAAUAUCUUGACAGGGGCCAUAGUUGGUGGACCCGACCAAUAUGAUAACUUUGAAGAUGAUCGUGACAACUAUGCUCAAUCAGAACCUGCCACAUACAUUAAUGCACCAUUUGUAGGAACCUUAGCUUACUUGGCUUCCAAAUUCAAGUCAUAACUUAAUUCAAAUUA
This is a messenger RNA of Telopea speciosissima, 1531 nucleotides long. Its product is annotated as endoglucanase 9-like. Gene Ontology annotation, biological process: carbohydrate metabolic process. Lineage: Eukaryota; Viridiplantae; Streptophyta; Magnoliopsida; Proteales; Proteaceae. Gene Ontology annotation, molecular function: hydrolase activity, hydrolyzing O-glycosyl compounds. Bases 57 to 1517 code for a protein of 486 amino acids. The record is from RefSeq and is a predicted model, not a curated record. The transcript has 6 exons.